AUGGCUGGCAGGCAGGAGAAGAGCUACUUCGACGUGCUGGGCAUCUGCUGCCCGUCGGAGGUGCCGCUGGUGGAGAAGCUCCUCGAGCCGCUCCCCGGCGUGCACAAGGUCACCGUGAUCGUGCCCUCCAGGACGGUGAUCGUCGUGCACGACGCUGCCACCAUUUCCCAGGCCCAGAUAGUCAAGGCGCUGAACGGGGCGCGGCUGGAGGCGUCGGUGCGGGCGUACGGCGGCGGCGCGGACAAGAUCAACAAAUGGCCGAGCCCCUACGUGCUCCUCUGCGGGGUCCUUCUGGUCGCCUCUCUCUUCCAGCACUUCUGGCACCCGCUGAGGUGGCUCGCGCUCGUCGCCACGGCCGCCGGCCUGCCGCCCAUCGUCCUCAGAAGCGUCGCCGCCGCGCGGAGGCUCACCCUGGACGUCAACAUACUCAUGCUUAUCGCAGUCGGUGGGGCAGUUGCACUCAAGGACUACUCCGAGGCCGGCUUCAUCGUCUUCCUCUUCACCACGGCGGAGUGGCUCGAGACAAGGGCGAGCUGCAAGGCCACUGCCGGGAUGUCGUCGCUGAUGAGCAUGGCACCACAAAACGCUGUGCUAGCAGAGACGGGGCAGGUGGUCGUGGCGCAGGACGUGAAGGUCGACACGGUGAUAGCUGUGAAGGCGGGGGAGGUCGUUCCGAUAGACGGUGUCGUCGUCGAUGGGCGGAGCGAGGUCGACGAGCAGACCCUCACCGGAGAGUCCUUCCUGGUGGCCAAACAGACGGACUCGCAGGUCUGGGCCGGCACCCUCAACAUAGACGGCUACAUUUCUGUGAGGACAACGGCUAUGGCCGACAACUCGGCGGUGGCCAAGAUGGCGAGGCUGGUUGAAGAGGCCCAGAACAGCAGAUCAGAGACGCAGAGGCUGAUCGACACCUGCGCCAAGUACUACACUCCUGCGGUGAUCGUCAUGGCAGCGGCGGUGGCGGUGACGCCUGUGAUCGUGAGAGCGCACAACCUGAGGCACUGGUUUCAGAUGGCCCUGGUCCUCCUGGUGAGCGCCUGCCCAUGCGCUCUAGUUCUCUCGACGCCGGUCGCCACCUUCUGCGCGCUGCUCAAGGCCGCCAGGACCGGGCUGCUCAUCAAAGGUGGGGAUGUCCUCGAGUCCUUGGCCGGGAUCAAAGUCGCGGCUUUUGACAAAACUGGCACGAUUACAAGUGGAGAGUUCGCCGUCGCAGAGUUCCGGGCAGUCGUAGAACGUGUUGCAGAUCAACAGCUGCUCUACUGGGUGUCGAGCGUGGAGAGCAGGUCGAGCCACCCAAUGGCAGCUGCCCUUGUUGAUUAUGCUCGAUCAAACUCGGUGGAACCAAAAUCGGAGAAUGUCUUGGAAUUUCAGAUUUACCCUGGUGAGGGGAUUUACGGUGAAAUCGACGGACAAGGUGUAUACAUCGGGAACAAAAGGAUCUUGUCAAGGGCUUCAUGUGAAACAGUUCCAGAGGUAAAUGACAUCAAAGGGGUCACCGUUGGAUACGUGGCCUGCAACAAGGAGUUGGUCGGGCUAUUCGGCCUCUCGGACGUCUGCCGAACUGGAUCAGCCGAAGCCAUGAGGGAGCUGAGAUCAAUGGGCAUCAAGUCAGUGAUGCUCACAGGUGAUAGCACUGCCGCUGCCACCUACGCACAGAACCAGCUGGGAAAUGUUCUAGCCGAGGUUCACUCUGAACUGCUGCCGGUGGACAAGGUGCGGAUCGUCGACGAGCUCAAGGUGAGGGACGGCCCAACGCUGAUGAUCGGCGACGGCAUGAACGACGCCCCGGCGCUGGCCAGGGCCGACGUCGGCAUCUCGAUGGGCGUGUCCGGCUCGGCCGUGGCCAUGGAGACGAGCCACGUCACGCUCAUGUCCAACGACAUCCGCAGGAUCCCCAAGGCCAUCCGGCUGGCGAGGAGGACGCGCCGGACCAUCCUCACCAACAUCGUCUUCUCGGUCGCCACGAAGCUCGCCAUCGUCGGGCUCGCGCUCGCCGGGCACCCGCUCGUCUGGGCGGCGGUGCUCGCUGACGUCGGCACGUGCUUGCUGGUGAUCAUGUACAGCAUGAUGUUGCUGAGAGGGGGAGACGGUGGGAGGGGGAAGAAAUGCUGCGCUUCUUCUCACCAAGGGUCUCAUCUCUCACCCCGAGAAGCACGGCGGUCCGUGCAAAUCAGCAGGCGGCUGCGCAGGUUCGUCUGCUGGUGGCCAUGCUUGCGGCGAUGA
This is a messenger RNA of Triticum turgidum subsp. durum (durum wheat), 2223 nucleotides long. Lineage: Eukaryota; Viridiplantae; Streptophyta; Magnoliopsida; Poales; Poaceae. The record is from the annotation of a GenBank genome assembly.